UUCCAGUCGAGUCUUCAGGUAAUCCGGACGCUGUCGCUCUGUUGCUUUUCAGUUGGUGCCUAAAUCCCAACUUUUGAGAGUUCUCAAAGUGUGAGGAAACUUUUGCUUCGCCAGCCAUGAAGUGGACUUUGCUGUUCGUCUCCUUUCUAGUUUGCCUGGGCGCAAGUCAAGCGAGGAAGUGCUAUGUCUGCGCCACCGGAACGUGUAAUGACCCAUUCAGCAAAGCUGACGCCACUGAAACGGACUGUGGGUCUCAGUUCGAUACAUGCGUGAAACAAAAAGUCGGUGACAUCGUUACUGGGCGAACAUGUGGUGCUUCAGACACCUGCACUGACUUGGUGAGCGGGGGUCCAAACAGCUGCCGGACUAUUUCUGUGCCGUUAGUUGGGGACACGACAACUUGCUGCUGCAACACGGACCUCUGCAACAGCGCCACCACUCGACAAGUCAGCUACGUACUGUUGUCCGCCAUGUUGCUUGUGAUCAAAGCUGCUUUUUAAGGAACGUAUGCCGCUGUAGUUUAAACCUUACGGUCAAUGAAAAUAGAUUACAAAAUAGAAACUCCGAAAGUUCACCUUUUCCUAGCAAAAGUACACUCCUUUGUUAUGCUCUAAGAUAGAUUGAAAAUUUAAUUUGUAGAUUAAUAAUCCAAAAAGAAUUUAGGUUCGAUUUCUUUCAUAAUACGCAUGAAGAACUGAUGAAUGAAAGCUUAUGACAAACUAGCAUUACCUUUUCGAAAUCGAGUAACUUCAAUGGCUUAACUACCAUGUCGAAGUGCCCCUCAGAUAGUAAAUUUAGCUGCAAUAAAGUGAUUUAUACCAACCCAUUUGAUCGACCAUUUUGCUGAAAGAUUGUAUGUCGAAAGGGAUUUGAACACUUCAGUUUUUUCAAAGGGUUACUGCUAACCAAAGUAAACGAUUAUGUACAAAGAAAAGUAUGGACUCUCACAACCCUUGCUAUCUACACUAAUCGAGGGUGACCAAAUCAACUAACCCUUUCGAGUCAAAAUAUUUGAAAUCUGGAAUAAUAAUGCCGAGUUCGAGGCUGGAUUGUGGUCACGUGCCACACUCAGUUCCUUAUGCAGACAAUCAAAAGUUCUUGUAAUUAAUAUCUUUGCUUCUGUUCAAGCCCGAUUUUACUGUGAUUGCUGGAACAUUUAGUUGAAUGUUAAAACGCACUUAAAUAAACACUUCAAUCCAUUUUGUUACAAGAAUGUUUUUAAAGCAAUAAAUACGCCGUAUUGAUGUAAGAUUUAGCAGGAAUGUAA
Acanthaster planci (crown-of-thorns starfish) is the source of this 1267-nucleotide messenger RNA. RefSeq lists its product as uncharacterized. Lineage: Eukaryota; Metazoa; Echinodermata; Asteroidea; Valvatida; Acanthasteridae. The record is from RefSeq and is a predicted model, not a curated record.